AUGGCCUGCAGUUCGGAACCUGAACCGGUGCUAAAGGUAGGCGGUAUACCAGACCAGGACACCGCUAGGUUGGCACGUCGGUAUCAGAGUUUUGCCGAUUAUCUUGGGAAAGAACUGGGUGUUGAAGUAGAGUACGUGCCGAGCGCAGACUACGCCGCCGUAGUUACUGCCUUUCGCCAGGGCGAGUUGCAGUUGGCAUUUUUCGGCGCCCUGACCGGAGUGCAGGCCCGGAUUCAGAAUCCAGGUGCGGUAGCCAUAGCCCAGCGGGAGGGGGACGCCGAAUUUCAUACCAAGUUUGUUGCCCGUCCCGAGUUGGGAUUGACGUCCUUGGAGGACAUAAAGCCUCAAGCCACGGAAUUGACGAUAACCUUCGGGAGCGAGAGUUCAACAUCCGGCCACCUGAUGCCCCGCUAUUACCUUGCAGAAGCAGGAAUUAAUCCGGAUGAAGACUUCCGGGCACCGCCAAGUUUUUCCGGCUCCCACGACAAAACGUGGCAACUCGUCCAGAGCGGCUCUUACGAUAUUGGCGCUUUGAGCGAGUCUGUCUGGGAUCGGGCGCUUAGUGAUGGCAAGGUCGACCCUGACGCUGCAGUGGAAUUCCACAUCACACCGGCCUAUUUCGACUACAAUUGGACGGCCCAAGGCGAUCUGGACCAGGUUUACGGGAGCGGCUUUACAGCCAAGUUGCAGACCGCUCUCUUGAAGCUGAAUCCACAGGAACACGUCGAGAUACUGGAACUUUUCAGCACGGACAGGUUUAUCGAAACCAACAACGCAAACUACCGAACCAUUGAAGAUGUGGCCAGGGGCCUGGACAUGAUCAGAUAG
Geodia barretti is the source of this 828-nucleotide messenger RNA. Lineage: Eukaryota; Metazoa; Porifera; Demospongiae; Tetractinellida; Geodiidae. The record is from the annotation of a GenBank genome assembly.